UCCCAGCAAACUUAUGAUAAUGUUCCAGUGCCUGAUAAACUGGUUUGUCUUAUUCAAGCUAUACGAAAUAUUGAAACUUCUUUGGAGGUAUUGUGCACAUUUUAAUUAUUUCUGUAUUUUUAUUUUGAUACCAUUCAUUUAGCCUAAGUUAAACCGAUAAUUAUUUUAUUAAAGUAAAAUAGUUUUCCUCCUUAUUCGUCAUAAGGACUUGAGAGGUAUAAGUCUAAAAUUUUAUGUUAGUAAUUGUUAGCUACAAUGUUUCUUUUACAUGCUUUUUAUUUUCCUGUACUAUUUUUUCAAUCAGCAACGUGCACUUGCAGCUGUUCUGCUCAGAAGACUAUUUACCAGCAACUUUGAAUCUUUGUGGCCCCAAAUUUCCCCUGAUAUUCAGAAUGGUGUCAAACAAGAACUCAUGACAGCCAUUCACCAGGAGGCAUCUCAGCCCGUUCGCAAAAAGAUUUGCGAUGCUUUCUCUGAAUUGGCAAGAAACAUGAUAGGUAUUUAUAAUGGUUGUAAUUAAAUAGGCCCCUAGAUCAUUGGUCAAUUAAGGGUUUUGUUUCUUAGUUGAAAAUUAAUUGUUCACAGCAGUUGUGUACUUAACUAUUUUAAUUUUAAUGAGUUGCCUAUACCAUUUACAGAUGAUGAGAAUGUCAUGCAGUGGCCGGAAGCCUUGAAAUUUUUGUUUGAAUGUGCAAGUUCAGAGAACCCGGUGCUCAAGGAAAGUGCUUUGCAUAUACUAGCGUAAGUUUUCAUGUCUUAAAAAAUCUGUUAGUUUCUAUUGAUCCAUCUUAGAUGAAAUAGAUUUUAACUAAUUUAUUAGUUGAUUAAUUAUAAAUCUAUAAAGUUCUUUAUUAAUUUGUGAGAUUGAUAACUUAUAGUUAGCUUUCAGUUUAAUAUCUUCAUUUUCAUUUCAGUGCAGUGCCUGGUAUUUUUGGAAAUCAACAAAACCAGUACCUGGAGGUUAUCAAACAAAUGUUGGGGGCAGCUCUUAUGGACAGAACAAACCCCUCAGUGAGUCUGUCAUUAUUGGUACACAGUCCUUUGUUCUGGUGGGAUUAAAUUUUGUAAAUAACUUGACAGCCUCAUUUUUUCCUCUUACAUCACAUUAGUGUGUGUCAGGGCGGUAUUGUGUUGGUUGUUUUUUGCAUUAUUCAGUAAACGUGGAGGGGUGAUUUUUAAAUGUCACACCUGAUUAUCUGCAGAUGAGGUUAUUAGUUCAAACUUUUCCUUCUUUCCCAUGAAUAAGCAGCCUGGAUGGCCUAAAGCAGAGGCCUGCAAAUUUUUUGUUCACUGGUGGCACAAUCCUAGUCUUUUUGAAAAUCAUGCAGAACACCACAAGUAAAACUGUACAAAAUAAUGAAUUUAGGGUGUAUGACUGAAAUAAACAUUUGCAAGGAACAGGUCAUACUAAAAAAGAGAAUAUACUUACAUUCAAAAUAGCGUAGAAUGCUCAAACGUGUCAGUUGACAGUGUCAAUUAUCUUUAUUAUACACAUUUCUGCUGUCCUGGUACUUGGCGUAUAUUUCUAUGCCUAAUCUCCUCUUGAAGUUGUAAGUCAUUUGUUCUAUACUUUACCUCAUCUUGGCUUAUGUGAGGAAGUAAUUCAUUCAUUCUAUGCUUUACCUCAUCUUUGAGUAUGUGAGGAAGUAAGACAUUUAUUCUAUGCUUAUCCUCAUCUAGUUAUGGAGUAUCUGAGGAAUUAAGUCAUUCAUUCUAUGCUUUAUCUUCUUUGAGUAUGUGAGGAAGUAAAUCAUUAAUCAAAAUAUUAUAAUAAUAAUAAUAAUAUUUAAAUGUAUGGAAUGGCUUUCAGCUAAAAAGAACAAAUAACCAGUAGGUUAGUCUGUCUCUAUUCAAACACUAGUCAGAAAAACCCAUUUCAACUAUAAUUACAUUUAUUUUGAAAACGUUCCUUGACGGGGUCAAUUGGAGUUGCUCAGUUAUUGAUCCUUGAUGUAUCAAUUAAUGUAUGGUGAAAUAUUAAUUGUGCAUUGAUUUUGAUAGCUUACAGAAUGAUUAAGAUAUAGGAUCACACUUUGAUCUCAAUGUUAAAGGUCCACUCUGUAACUCCAUGGAACUCAUGGUCAAAGGUCCUUUGAGGUAACUUGGUUAAAACGCUUGUAAUAUUACCAACUUCAAUGACUCAUACAGGUUUGCUUUGAGGCUGUGAAGGCUACCACUGCAUUUGUUGUCAACAAUGAUAAAGAACUUGGAAUUCUGAACCAUUUUAAGGACCUCUUGCCAUUGCUCAUUCAGGUUUGUUUCUUCAGUAUAUUUUUAUACAUAGACCAAAUAUCUUUUCAUUAGCUUUUUAAUACCAUUUUUUAAUGAAUUCAAAUAUUUUUUUGUUGUUCUUUCAGGUUUUUGUCAUUUAAAUUUAAUCGCUUAAUUUGUUUUUGGAAAGAAACUUUUUAGCUAUUUUUAUUAAUAAAAGUUUCAUUGAGAAAUGACAGGUUUUAUAAUCAGUCAUUCUCUAAGGACAUGAUAAAACUUAUCUAGUUAUUAUUAUUACAGUGGUCUUAUAUAGCGCAGUACCUGAGCCUAGGGCUGGGCUCAACGCGCUGCACAUAAAAAUAAUAGUAAACAUAAUCAUGACAUUAAAAAAUAACAUACAUUUAUUUAAUUAUAAAACAGCUGUAUAAAAAACAAAUGUAUGUUCACCCCACCCACCCCAAAACUUUGACAUGCCAAGGCAUGGAUGGCACCCAGCAGCAUGGUUUAUCGGUCAGAGUGGGGAAGGAAUCAGAUUACAUUUCAUUGAUAUUCUUUUCAUAGCUUUUGAAUCUGUACUUAAACUGUCUGUUAAUAAUUAGUCUGACCAUUUAGCCAUAAAGAAUUUAUUUUUUAUCCUAUAGGGCAUAGCAGACAGCAUCAGCGCCCAAGAAGAUGAUAGCUUACUUAAAUGCCUUAUUGAACUGUCUGAAAAUGUGCCAAAAUUCUUAAGGAGUCAGCUGGAGACUGUAAUUGAAUUAUGUCUGCGGGUUUGUUUAUUUCUUUAACUUCUAAAUCUAAUCCAAUAAUAUCAAGUUGGUCCCACUUAGACUAGGAAAUUGUAAUUAAGACUUUCCAAGUUCCAUAUUGAUAUUAAACUUUUCCAGUACCGGUACUUUUCUUUUUCUGAAACUAAUCCACACAACUGCCAAUAAACACAAAAGUGUCAAGGCCUAGACGUAAACAAUAAAUAUUAAAUAAAAUAAACAAUUUUAUUUUUUUCCCAGUUUGUUAAAUUGUAACCAGUUUUAUUAAUUUGGAUGGUUAAUUAUUUUCCACCAAUAUAUCGGUGGUUUACCAGGAACAUGAGAAAUGAAGCAAUCUUAAAAGAUGCAUAAUACAUUUACUAACUUUUGUUAUAGUCAAUAAUUGGCAGUCAAUUUUAAGGUAAAUAAUCCAUUCGUUAUGUUAAUCAUCUGUUAUGCAAUUAUUUUUUUUUUCUAGUCUAAAAAAGUUUUCAAUAUCAUAUGAAAGACUCCAUUAUGAUGAGUCUCUUAUUGUAAGUCAAAGGCACACCCUGCACAUCUAGUACGUCAAAGGCACACCCAGCACAUCUAGUACGUUAAAGGCACACCCAGCACAUCUAGUACAUCAAAGCCACACCCAGCACAUCUAGUACAUCAAAGCCACACCCAGGACAUCUAGUACAUCAAAGCCACAUCCAAUACAUCAUGUGAGACAAAAGCCAAAUCCAAUACAUCAUGUGAGACAAAGCGACAUCCAAUACAUCCUGUUAGACAAAGCCAAUCCUGUUAGACAAAGCCACGUCCAAUGCAUCCUGUAAGACAAAGCCACAUCCAAUAUGUCAUGUAAGACAAAGCUACAUCCCAUACAUACAGUUGACUGAUGUUUGGUCAGUGUGUUCAGUGCCUGAUAUUAUAAUUUCUUUGUUUUGUUAGGUUGUUUCAGAUGCCAACCUGGAUGAUACAUGGAGACAGCUGGCACUUGAGGUUAUUGUGACAAUGUCAGAAACAGCCCCUGCAAUGGUGAGAAAGUUUGCAAAGUUUAUUCCCCUGCUCGGUAAGUUUAUAUUUUUUUAAUUCUUUAUAAAUGUAGAUGAAUUGAAUGUUUAUUACUGGUGAGAUAUUGUUAAGACAGUGGUUCUUAACCUUUUUGGAGGUACCGAACCCCACCAGUUUCAUAUGCACAUUCACCGAACCCUUCUUUAUAGGAAAAAUAAUAAUUUUUUUUUCUGAUUUUUGUUGGACCUCCGUCAAACCCCUGAGACUGACUCUCCGAACCCCUGGGGUUCGAUCGAACCCAGGUUAAGAACCACUGUGUUAAGAGUUUCACACAGGUUAAGGUAAACCAUAGGUAAAAUGGGCAUCACAUUCGGUCUGGUUCAUAGAAAAUAAUUAAAGAUUGUUGUGAAGGAUUUGUUGUCUAAAUAAUAAUAACUUUCUUCUAGCAACAAAUUUUAAUGCAUCCUCAUCAGACAUUAUCAUAGAUUAGUAUAAUUUGAUUCUCUAUUGAUAUCCAGAGAAAUUGCAUGAGAACGGCCUGUUUCAAUUAAACUUUUAUUUUUAUUACUGCAGUGCAACAAGUAUUGGCUCUGAUGGUCGACUUGGAAGAUGAUCCAGACUGGUCACUUCAAGACAUUGAAGAUGAUGAAGACACUGACUCGUACGUCCAUUAUUUAUCUCACUGAUUGACCAGGCUUUCAGUCGCUGACUGGACACGUUCACUUGCAUAAGUUAUUCUGUGAUGCUACUGCUUUCAGUCACUGCCCGGACACGUUCACUUACUUAAGUUAUUCUGUGACGCUACUGCUUUCAGUCACUGCCCGGACACGUUCACUUGCAUAAGUUAUUCUGUGAUGCUACUGCUUUCAGUCACUGCCCGGACACAUUCACUUGCAUAAGUUAUUCUGUGAUGCUACUGCUUUGUAUGUUCACCGUUUAUGACAGGCAAAUAAGUCUACAAAAAAAUUGUUAGCUAUUAUUUAACCAGUCAGUGCAUUUUUAACUUGGCCCUGAAAUUCCAAAAUGUUAUCUGAUUGUGUACUAUAUUUUUUUAACCCAUAGAAUUAGGAUUUUUGAUGUUAUAGGGUUUAACAUAUAGAAUUAUCUCUAUUCAUGCAAGAAGUCCAUUUUAAUUAUCUCUAUUCAGUCUGACACAUGCAAGAAGUCCAUUUUUAAUUAUCUCUAUUCAGUCUGACACAUGCAAGAAGUCAUUUUUAAUUAUCUCUAUUCAGUCGGACACAUGCAAGAAGUCAUUUUUAAUUAUCUCUGUUCAGUCGGGCACAUGCAAGAAGUCAUUUUUAAUUAUCUCUAUUCAGUCUGGCACAUGCAAGAAGUCAUUUUUUACUUAUCUCUAUUCAGUCUGGCACAUGCAAGAAGUUAUUUUUUUAUGGUAAAACUUUUAAAACUAUCCUUUGAAUUAUUUUGUAUUUUUAUAAUCCUGCAAGUUUGAUUGAAUGCAUGAAUCUUUCACUGACUCAUCUCAGGAACCCAAUAGCUGGUGAAGCUGCAUUAGACAGACUGGCCUGUGCUCUGGGGGGAAAGACUAUGUUGCCACAUAUAGUGUCUAAUAUAUCUCAAAUGUUACAGCAUGGUAAGAUAAGAAUAUCAAUAAUUUAAAAAAAUAGGUUUUAUAAUUCUUUAACCAUAAAUAUAUUCAUAUGCCAGCCGCCUCUUAAUUUUAAUAUUAUUUAAAAACUGCUCAUUGACUCAUUUCUCUUUGAUGUAAAGCAAUGCUUUUAAGUUAUUUUUUAGACAUAGUUGUAACCCAAGGAUUGUGUUUUAGCUGACUGGAAGUACCGAUAUGCUGGUUUAAUGGCUGUGUCUGCCUGUGGGGAGGGCUGUCAUAUACAUAUGGAACAAAUGCUUACCAACAUUGUUGAUGCUGUCCUGCCCUUCGCUAUAGAUCCAGUAAGUUAUUUUGGAUAAGGGCUUGUUUCAAAAUAGCAAACUGAAGAAUAAAAUCCCCAAGUGUAAACACAUUGAAGCUGCACAUUUAAAUUACCAGGGUAAGCGGGGUAAAAUUAGAAUUUUCACUACCUUCUGCAAUCCUAAAAAAAAAUCUGUACUUUUCAAUUCUUCAGCAUCCACGAGUUCGCUAUGCUGCCUGCAAUGCCCUAGGACAGCUCUGCACUGAUUUUGGACCCAACUGUCAAAAGAAAUUCCACAAUAAGGUAUUGUCAGAUAAGAAUUUUUACAUAAAUAAUACCUGACAAAUACUGAUUUUAAAUUUAAAAAUUCAUCUGGUGCAUGUUUAGUGUGUAGCUGAAAUUUAUAUGAUGUUCUCUAUUUUAUUAUUGACAAAUUUUAUUUAUAAAUUGACAACUAAGAAUUGACCUUUCCUUUUGAAAAAAUGACUGUAUUUUCAGAUUGUACCAGCUUUAGUCAGCAUCCUGGACGAUGAGGCAAACCCCCGUGUUCAGGCCCACGGUGCAGCUGCACUGGUUAAUUUCAGCGAGGAAUGCCCCAAACACAUCCUGGUGCAGUACUUGGAUCUGAUCAUACUCAAACUGGAACAAGUGCUCACUCAAAAAUUCUCAGAGGUGGGUCUAAUCGGUCCCUUAGGAAUUCAAUUAACAUAAUAGGUCAGCAGUUCCUAACAUUUCUUGAGUCUCAGCACCCUUGGUAAAGCCAGGUUCUCCUGAGGACCCUAUGAAAAAUCUAUCUGACACCCUGCAAAAUAAAGAUUUUUUUUGUUUAUAAUAAUGUGUUGUAAAAAUGAAUGAAGCCAAAAAGCAUGGGGAGUAACUUGUGCCAACAUUUAUUAUACAAGUGAGUUUCAGGACCUGGGCAGCCAAAUGUCAUGUUCUAUCGCAAUGAAAUUAAAUAAUGAAAAUGGGGUAAAAUUUUGCGCCGUCCCGUGAGGAUGCGGCAGCUCCCCAGGGCGCCAGCAGUGAGAACGUUUUGGGAAUCCCGUUAUAGGUUAUUAUCUAUGGUCGGGUACAGUAAUACCCUGAUUCUACGGGAGAAAUAUCUUUGGGGAAGGGUCUUUCUUUGACAUAAACUUUGUUUUUAAGAUUAUAGUAACUUUGUUUAACAUUAUAGUGACCAUGUGUGACAAUUUAUUGUUGCACAUAAAAUAGAGAACAUCUGUUCUAAUUGUGUCUAAAACAUUGCAGCAUCUUCAGAAAGGGAACAAGUUAGUUUUGGAGCAGGUGAUUACAACACUGGCUUCAGUUGCAGAUACAGCUCAAGAUAAAUUCUUACAGUACUACGACAGGUCAGGGAUUUAUCUCAAAUGUUAUUUAAACUGCUUGGAAUUAGCUGAAGUGAACCUGGCUUCUUUUUUAAAGAUGUUUAACUCAAAAGUUCAACUCAUUUAACUCUGCUAACUUUUUUUUUUAAAAUUGCAGAUUCAUGCCAUGUCUGAAAUUUAUUAUGCAGCAAGUACAAAGCAAAGAACACCGCUUGCUACGAGGCAAGACCAUCGAGUGCAUCAGUUUGAUAGGACUUGCCGUGGGGAAAGAGAAAUUUAUGCAGGACUGUAAUGAAGUGAUGCAGCUUUUAUUGAAAACACAGACAGAUGAAGAUGACCUGGCUGAUGAUGAUCCUCAGGUAUAACAGUCUUGAUAACUAAAUACUUGGUAUCAAACGUUCUCUAUUUUAGGUUUGACCUAGUGACAUGUUUCUUCCGCCAACCCUAGUGGCGGCAUGGCUUUGCUGGCUUAUAAAGUGACCUGUUCCUUGGCCUACCCUCUUAAAGUCAGCGUUACUGGGAUAUGCAAUGUUAAAUUUCUUAAUAACAAGCUAUCUACAAUACACUUCUACAUAUCAGUGCCAGAAAAAGUCUUUUCUUAUUUUCAUUUGUGUAUUUAAACCCCUUACAAUAGUUGUCACUGCGUAAAACUGACAAAUGCACCUCAAAGAAUUGGUUGACUUCAACUUGAGCAGAAAUUAUUGACAAACAAUUUUUUAAAACUUAAAUUAAGUAAAAUAAAUAUUUUACAAAAUCUGAAGGAAGUGGUAAGCCUGUGACCAAUGCAGUGCUGGUCACUUCCUUACUUCUGAAUCAACUUAUUGAUUAAAAUAAAGUAUCAAAUGUGCAAAAUCUUUUUGAAACAAAACAUGUUUUACCGUGUGGAUUUUCCUUUUUCAGAUUACUUACAUGAUAUCAGCUUGGGCAAGAAUGUGUAAAAUAUUAGGCAAAGAGUUCGAGCAAUAUCUUCCUCUUGUCAUGGGUCCUGUGCUGAAAGCUGCUUCACUGAAACCAGAGGUGGCUUUAGUAGACAGUAAGUGUUAUUUGGUCAAACUAAAAAUUGAACUCACUUUAUGCCAUUUGUUAAGAAUUUCUACUUAAAAGAUGAAAAGCAAAGGACUAAAAAGAUUAAUUUUUAUUUACAGGUGAAGACAUGAAGGAAAUGGAGAAUAGUUCUGACUGGCAAUUUGUCACUUUGGGUGACCAGGUAAAAGUUUGUUUUUAUUCUUCAACACCAGACUGCUUAGAUUUUAUAAUUAGCCUAAUGAGGAUGUAGGUUAAUCAGUGUUGCCUUUGGUUUCGCAAUAAAAUUGACCUGCGUAAUUUCAUUUAAUGAAACAAGCUAAAUUUGAUUAAAUUUAACUAUCAAAAUUAGACCAACAGAGCUAUUUUUUAAAAAGUAAGUGUAUAAAUUCUCUUUUUUAAGUAUCAGUUCCUUGUUAUAGAACUUUGCUAAGGAUAUUAGAAAAAGACCACAUAGUCUGGUUCUGAAUUAGACCAGAUUACAAUGAUUAAAUAAAUUGUUUGAAACAGACCAUUACAAUGUGCAUUCUUUAAACUUCUUAGCAAAGCUUUGGUAUAUGCACUGCCGGGCUUGAAGAGAAGGCCACAGCAUGUCAGAUGUUGGUGUGUUAUGCCCGCGAACUCAAGGAAGGUUUUGCCCCUUACACUGAAGAUGUUGUCAAGAUUAUGGUACCGCUACUCAAGUUUUACUUCAAUGACAGUAUCCUUGUUUGAAAUCACCAGUCCAUGCACGACGCAUGUCUCACCUGUUUUUGUUUGUCCUGUAAAUGUUUUUAUGCUCUCUUCAAUACUCAUCAUUUACAUGUACUGAGACAAUAUUUGAAUGCCACGAAACAAGAAGAUGGAAAAAAGUUUAAAAUACAACAGUGGUAAUAGCUGAUGUUGACCUAAAUUAAAAAAUGUUCAGAUGUUGAAUUGCUGUUUAAGUUAAAAACCUUCACUAAGUGUUACCAGGUGUAAGAAUAGCUGCCACGGAGAGUCUUCCUUACCUCUUGGAGUGUGCCAAGAUACGAGGGGAAGAGUAUGUGGCCGACAUGUGGGGAACAUACAUAUGUCCCAAUUUACUCAAGGCUAUUGAAAUAGAACCAGAACUUUCAGUCCUGCCAGAAUAUUUACAGUCAUUUGCCAAGGUAAUGUUCUUAAGGAUACUUUAGGGGACAUUGCUUAAUUGUAGGGUAAUUUAGAGGGUAUACCAUGUUUACCUGGAGUGUUUAACUUGUUUACCUGGUAAGUAAAAUAUGUACAUUGAUUUGUGAAUGCUAUGUUUGACUUGGUGGAUGUGGGGAGGUGAUCUUUAACCCAUUCAAUCUCAGAAAUUUUAUUACUGGUAAUUCAAAUCACAGACCUAAGGAAGCAACUCCACAGUUACUGUUAAGUUUAGACAAAAAUUUGUAAAAAAUCUAUUUUAUAAUAUAUUUUGAUGAAAUAUAUUGAUGUCAUUCACAGGGUUCACACAGUCUUUGAAGGUUUGGGAAAAAUAAAUAAAAAUCUCCAGGGCCCGGAAAGUUUGGGAAAAUUGGCAAAAAACGUCACGGUCUUUGACAGUUUGGGAAAAUGAUUUUUUAAAAUUCGAAAGGAAAAAACUGGUGAAAAAAAAAAUGAAAGGAAAAAUGUUUCCAAUAUUACUGACAUGCGCAUAUUUCUGAAUGAUCCGUAACCCUGCAAGAAAGAAAUAAGUUCAUUGGUCGGUAGAUUUGUUUAAGCCAAUCAAAUUACUCUUAACGAGUAAGCUAUCACUAUCAGUGGGGAAAACAGGGAAUAGUAGAGAAUUUUUUGAAUAAUUUUCCCGUUCGUGAAAACAGGGAAAAUGGGCCUGCUAGUAAGGAAAUUUUCCGGAUAGUCUGAAAUUUUUUUAAUUUGUAAAAAAUAAAAUACAUUUGGCUUUGGAUUCCAUGAAAAAUUGAUGUUAAUCCACAAUCUAUUUUUAGCCUUUCUGUUAUCAAAAGAACUUUGCGAAAUGCUAGUGGUUUCCCCUUAAUUUAACUUCGCAAGCGUUCUAAUACCGUACAACUUCGAUAGACCAGAAAUAUUUAAUUUCUGUUCACAUCGCCGAUCAAGAGAUGUUUGACUGUUUGGGUAAGUAAAGUGUAAAAUAUAGUAAAUAAUUAUUUGAACCUAGUUUUCAAUUGUGAGGUAACUAUUAAAAUUAGGGAACUACUCGUCCAGGCGCUGUCUAAACUGACUAAGCUUAGCUAGCGUACUUUGCUAUGUGGUAGUCUUCAUGAGUUGAUUUUUAACUGUUUUACUGUAUGAAUGUGGGCUACAUGUAUUUUUUUAUUAGUGCUAGGCAGCCUUUAAAACUUUAAACUUUUUUUAAAGACGAAGUUCACUUUACCCUUCAUUAUGGAGUAGGCCUUCUAAUUUUAAAUAGGCUAAUAUGAUCAAGUUAUUUUGUGGUGUUAUUUUUGCGUAGAUUAGUUAGCUAGUUAACGGCUGACUUCGGAAAUUCAUUUAAAAUUAAAACUUUAAAAGUUAAACUAAAACUAUUUGAUUGGAUUUGAUACAUCGAUUCAGUGAGCCUAACAUAACUGUAUAUAGUUACUUAGUCCUUAGUUAUAGUCCUUAUUUGUUUUAUGCAUUCCCGUGCUCUGGGUAGAUUUGACGGUAUUACAUACUAUUAUUCAUAAGGAUAGGUGUUUUUGGGUUUUUUUUUGUGUGUGUGGGGUGGGGGUUUUCCCUUGGCUUGGAUACUUUAAAAAAGGGGAGGGGGGGGGUCAAUGAUGCAUUCCCCUGCGGAAAAUCCUGACAGUGCUGUUUCAUAUGCAUAUCUUCGCAUCUCUUCUGACUCUAUAUUACUGUAGUUUAGUACGGCUAUAAUAUAGUCUAUGUGAUGUAUGCCUUAUUGUAAAUUAUGAACAUAAUAUACAUAUAAUGUACCGGUAUAUUUUUUUUUCACAUUUUAUUUUUGUUUCACUAUUCAGGAUCAAGGCUCAAUAAAAUAAUGCCCAACACAAAGUUGAACAAAUCAUUACUGCUUCACUCUGCUGGAACUAUUGAUAUCAAGUAUUCAGGAUGAAAAUAUUAAACAAAUGUCAAUCAUCUGAUGAGACUUCAGCUUUAUCACCUAUCUUAGGUGUCCAGUUCUGCAACUUUUCAGCCAAGCUCCCAAUGUAUGUGCCAAAAUAUGAAGCCCUCAUUGAAGACAUUUUAUUGACAAGCAAAUGGCUAUUUAUGUUUGCAUCUGGGAUGUAAAUAAAGUUAGUUUAUUUCUCCAUUCGUCUCAUUUUCUUAGAUAUGCCACUGCUGAAAGCAUGUUAGAAAAAAUCAGUCCGAUUAUCACAGACCUUGGACACCGGUAAUUUUUACAAAUGACUAUGGAUAGCCCUGCAGUGAACUGGAAAUUUUUCAAAGCCUUUGGAUACAACUGGACAGUCAGGACAUUAAAAAUAUUUUGUCUAGGACAUUUCCUCAUUGGUCUGUAGCUGAUGAUUCAUCAUGAUAAUGAUGUUUUAACUAUUAAUUCAAAACAAAAAUUUGACUGUACAUACUUUGUGUUUUAUUUCUUAAAACUAUAGGAUUUCUCUACAUGGAUAAGCUGAUUAUUAUGUAUAUAUUGUAUCUUCUUAAGUGUUAUAAAGAAUUUUGAAUCUAUGCUAUUUUUAUGUGAGUUUGUUGUUUUUUCUCUCUUUAGUAGUACCAGUACCGUUACCGUAAAUGAUAAUAAAUAGGUCUUUGAAUUUAAAAAAACGGUCUUUGAAGGUUUGGGAAAAGUUUGUGUAUUCUGGACCUUGAAUUCUGUAUGAACCCUGUCAUUCAUGGUUGGUUGCUGUAUGUAUCGUCACACAUUAUUUCCCAAUGCUUAUGUUCAUUGAAUUCCUUAAUGUCAAUCUACACCAAAGUGACUACCCAUGAUCAUUAUAAUGUGCUAUUAUAAUAAUGAUGAUUAAGACUGGUUGAGCAAUCCAUAAAAUAACAAAAUAUUUUGGAGUAGUCUUCCUUGGUUGCAUCAGAGGGGUUGAAUUGGUUCUGGUCAGAUUUUUCAGUUUCAGGGUUGAAUGGGUUAUUCUCAUAGAGGUCAUGUUAAACAAUCUCUUAUAAUUUUGUCCCCAGUGUAUAGAAACACUUGGUAAAGGUUGUCUUAAAGAGCAGGACAUGUCCACAGUCGUCUCUUUGCUAGACAAUCUCCUGAAACAGCACUUCAUCAGACAAGUGCAGAGACAGGAGAAGAGGAAAGAUGAGGAUUAUGAUGAAAUUGUGGAGGAAAAUCUAGUUGAUGAAGUGAGCUACCCCAAAAAAUGUUUCUCACUGUCUCUAAAACUUAAAAACAAAUAUUGUUUUACUCUCGCUUAUUAGUAAGGAAAACUGACCAAAUGUUUUAUAAAAGUUAAUCAAAAUUUCUAACUGCAGUGUUAACCUUUCUAUAUUAUUCAUGAAUACAUUAAUUCUAGGUUCCUUUGUUUACUUGGAUCUAUAUCCACCACCGUCUAUUCAAUUAAGAUAAAUAAUACAUUUUAUUUAGAUAAAUAAAUUGUAAAUUAUCCAGUGAUGUUUUACUCAAUGCUGUUAAAACUAUUUGAGAACACCUUAUUCUUUUUGUCUUUAUCCAUUCUUCUUAUCUGCAUCCAUUUUUCUUGUCUGUAUUUUAUUUAUUUAUUUAGGCAUUUUUAUAUAGCGCUUACCUUAAAGCUCAAAGCGCUUUACAAUUAUUAAAAACAUGUAAACUAAUUAAAAUAAAAAUGAGACAUUAGGAUAGUAACUACUAUACUAUAGAAACAAUUAAAAUGGCUAUGAAACGAGGACACUUUGGCCUAUACUACAGGAUUAACCCUAGACAGAAGAUGAGGCAGGGCAAGGAGGGUGCAUCACAGGUCAUAGGCGGACCUAAACGGAUGGGUUUUAAGGGAGUUUUUAAAAGUGGACGAGGUUUCACAAUGACGGAUAUGGAAGGGGAGCUGGUUCCAGAACAUGGGCCCAUGGAAGUAGAAGGAGCGUUCACCGAUGGUCUUAGUUUUGGUUCUUGGGAUUGAGAGGGUUCUAUUGUCUGUAUCCAUUCUUCUUGUCUGUUUCAGGAUGAUGAAGAUGCAUAUGUGUUGAGUAAAAUUGCGGAUAUCCUUCACUCGUUUUUUGGUACACACAAAGAAUCUUUUCUACCAGUUUUUGAACAGAUCAUGCCAUACUUUGUCAAACUUUUAGUAAGUUUUAUCUUGUCAUGAAAUUAACAAUUCAUUUAAAAAAAGUUCUAACAUAAAGUUAUCAGUCAGCUAGUUUCAUAAGAAUUUACUUUUGCCAUAGCUUAACCCACGAACUGUGGCAUGCAUCAUUCUGUGGUGUGGAGCUUUUCAGAGCGUUUUGAGUGCCAUUUGAAAUUGCAUUAAAUGACAUAAGUAUAUAUUUUUAAGAAGGUUAUUGGAGGGGGAUAGUGAUGACCAUAUUGCCCACCCCGUAAAAAAAUUUUGCUCAGUGUCCUUGACCUUGAAGUUCUGAAGAAAAAAAGAUCAACAAAAUGUCUUGCUUUCAAGUGCUCAUAACAUCAUUAAUUUUUAUAGAUACACUUAAAACACAAAUCUAAAUGUUGUAGCCAAUUCAUUUAUCUUUAAGAAAAUGUAUAGUUUGCUAAGGUUUUGAUUGCAAGUCAACUUCUGAAAGCAAUUUUAGUAAUUUUAGGUAAUUUAUAUAAGAAACUGGGACCACUGCUAAAACCAAGUACAAAAUACGAAAUCUCAGGCAAAAUAGUUAUUAUUGACUAGUAAACAUUUAAAAAGGAACUGUGGAACUGAUUUGGGUUGUAUAACUAUAAAAUUUAUUAGUUCUGAUCUAUAAUCUGUAGCUUCUGUGAAUGAAAUUCAGACAGUCCUUGCCCAACCUCCGGACCUGGCUCGAAGUCUAACAGUAGCCUCAGUAGGCCUACUUCAGUAUCAUUAAGACUAGUAUAAGAUUCACGAGAAGAAUAAUCUCAACUGAUAUAUUUUGGGGAAUGUUAAUAUCAUCAUCAGUAGCACUUAAAUCCUCUCCUAAAAAGCUUUCAAACAUAUUUCUAUUAGUUCUUGCACUGAAUGACCCCAGCCAUGGCUUCAACCAUUUUAGCUUUAAAAAAAAAACAGCGAAAUAAAACUCUGAUUAAAAAUUAUUUAUUUUUAAGUUAUCACGAAACAGCUUGAACUGGAGGAUGAUUUAAUUAUUAAUGAAAGGACUUGGCUAUAAUUCCGGUUAAAUAUUGGAUUGGAAGUUGCUAUCCGAUUUUUUUUUUUCGGCUGACCACAGUUCGUGAGUUAAAACUAUCAACUAAUUGAGAAAAAUGUCUUGAUUUAAGCAGUCAUCAUUUGAAUGAAAUUGUUUGUGGGAAAAUCAGUGUUACAUUAUCUUUCAACAUAAAAAUAUGUCAAAUGCCAUUUAUUUUCUAAUAAAAAAUGAUAAAUAUUAUAUUUAUGCAGGAAAACAUUUCUAUGUAACUACCCUGACAGGAUUUUUAUUUUUUCCGGUGAAUAAUAUCCAGUUAUUAUUACUUGUUAAAUAAUGUAUUUGAGGGUUAUUUCUACCAUUUCGUGGCACAUGCCUUACAGAGAAUAUGAAAGCUUUGUGAGACUUGUAAGCUUUGUAAGUUUUGACCAACAUUAGGAUAAGUAGUGUCUUUUCACUAUUCUAUAUUCCAUUCAAAUAAUUCUAUUUAUGGUUACAGUUACCAGACAGACCUUGGUCAGACAGACAGUGGGCUUUGUGUGUAUGGGAUGAUGUCAUUGAACAUACUGGGCCAGUAAGUCGUUAAAUAAAUCUUACAUAAAGUAAAGAGUUGUUUCACAUUGAGUCAUCGUCUACUAAACUGUCUGUUUUUUUUAUUCUAUUGGGAAGGUAGAGGAAAAGGUUUGGUGGGGGGUGUAUGCUAUAUUAGUGCAGCUUGUUAAAAGUUUGUAAAGCUGGAACUGUUUAAAUAGAAAAUUGUAAGUUUAAGUUAUGAAUUAUGUAAUCAUGAUGAGCCAUUUAUAAAUGUUUGUGAUUUGUACACCACCUCAACUUAUUUCAGCUCUCCUACAAAUAUCGAGAGUUCUUCAUAGAGCACAUGCUUCAGGCCAUCACCGACAAAGUUCCAGAGAUUCGGCAGGCUGCGGCAUAUGGCAUCGGUGUGAUUGGUCAGUUUGGAGGAGAGGUUUACGCAGAUGUUUGUGCCGGUGAGUUACUGUGUCCUCUUUAGCAAGGCGUGAAUCACAUCUUGUUGGUGUAUUGAUAGCAUUGCCUGCCAAGCAACCUACAGGUCAUUGGUUGGUUUUAAUAUCCAUCUGUUUGCAUUUGGCUGGGUGGUAAAGAGUUGUCUUCAAAUGUUGGGCAUUUGGCUGGGUGGUAAGGACUUGUCAUCCUCAGAGGUUGGGCAUUUGGCUGGGUGGUAAAGACUUGUUCUCAAAGUUUGGACAUUUGGCUGGGUGGUAAAGACUCAUUCUCAAAGGUUGGACAUUUGGCUUGGUGGUAAAGACUCAUCAUCCUCAAAAGCAACAUCUUGGGAAGUGGGUAAAGUUUCAGUAAAAAUUCUCCCUGCCUAUGGGAUAAAUAGGCUGUAUUAUUGUGCUGUCUUGGUUUAGUGCAUUAUUGAAAAUGGCUGUCAUCUUUCAAGUUAUGUUCAUUUAAUUUACUUAUAAAAUAUCUGACAUUGCUGUUUGUCAGCAUUUCCUUCGGCUUGUCAUUUGAAACACCAUACAUUUGAGUUGCUGUCUUCAUAUUUGUUCACAGAGAGUAUACCUCGACUGGUCAGUGUCAUUGAGCACCCGGAAUCCAAGGAGGUGGAAAAUUCCCCGGCCACAGACAAUGCUAUCUCUGCUGUGGUGAAAAUCUGCCAGUUCAAUGGGUCAAAGGUCAACAUUGAAGAACUAUUAGCCAGGCUUGUGUCAUGGUUACCAAUUCUCAGUGAUGAAGAAGAGGCUGCACAUGUCUACACAUAUUUCUGUGAUCUUUUGGACAAGUGAGCAAUAUUUUUUAUUUAUAAAAAGCUAAUGAGAUAUGAAACAAUCAUGUGGGGCUUCCUAUGAGCUAAUGAGAUAUGAAACAAUCAUGUGGGGCUUCCUAUGAGCUAAUGAGAUAUGAAAGAAUCAUGUGGGGUUUUCUGUGGGCUAAUGAGAUAUGAAACAAUCAUGUGGGAUUUUCUGUGGGCUAAUGAGAUAUGAUACAAUCAUGUGGGGCUUCCUAUGAGCUAAUGAGAUAUGAAACAAUCAUGUGGGGUUUUCUGUGGGCUAAUGAGAUAUGAAACAAUCAUGUGGGGCUUCCUAUGAGCUAAUGAGAUAUGAAACUAUCAUGUGGGGCUUCCUAUGAGCUAAUGAGAUAUGAAACAAUCAUGUGGGGUUUCCUAUGAGGUAAUGAGAUUUGAAACAAUCAUGUGUGGUAUGUAGGUACAAGUAUAGCUAGUUUAUUUGUUUCAUCAGAAACCAUCCAGGCAUAAUGGGAGAAAAUGCUGCAAAUCUUCCUAAAGUUGUCAGCAUAGUUGCCGAGACACUCCAUCGUGAAUUGAUUCAAGAAGACACACCUUUAUACCUGAGACUCAUCAGUAUAGUCAAACAAGUUCAGGUAAUUUUUCUGUAUUCUUGAACUUUGUUCAGGGGUGGGGGGUUUUUGUGUACAGUAAAAAAAAUGAAAAAAUAUGUUAACUCUAUUCUGUUUGAUUAACUUAUCAGCAGGAGACACUAUUGAUUGCCAGGAAGCAUAUGAAAACUAGGUUAUAUAAAUAUCUAUUAAAACAUCAAAAUUGGGCAGGUAAUUUUUUUAUCACUUUGUUGAUGGGUUGAAUUUUGAUAAGAUAAAAUAAAAUAUCUAUAUUACGAGUGUUGUAUUGUGGAUCACUAUCAUGGCAUUGAAUGAUCCUUAUUUAUUGCCAGAUGUCCUUUAUGAACAAGCCCAAAUGUUUUUUUUUCUCCUUUUCUUUUUGUAGCUAUGUUCACUUUAAAAUGUAAUGUGUUAGUCAGUUGCAUAAAGUUAUAUACUCCAUUGCUGGGUCUGUUUGGUCAGUCAGUUGCUUAAAGUUAUAUGCUCCAUUGCUGGGUCUGUUUGGUCAGUCAGUUGCUUAAAGUUAUAUACUCCAUUGCUGGGUCUGUUUGAAGCGAAACAGAUUAAAAUAUCUAACAAACAAUCAUUUAAGUACAGAUUGUGGUUGUGGUUGAUUUGAUCAAAAUAUUUCCCCAAAAACACAGAUCUACAUUUGUUUACAUCUUUGUUGUGUACAGUGUUUUUGUAUCAUUCUUUGUUUUCAUUUUCAGUCAAACCCUGAUGCUUUUCAAGUGUGUGUGAGUCAACUGACAGAUCUUCAGAAGCAGGCACUAAGUGAGGCUUUAGAAUGAAGCCAUUGAUGACUUGAUGGGGGAUUAUGAGGAAUCUUGUCAACUUGCAAUGACAUUAUACUUGCCCGAGAUCUCACCUGAGAUAACCUACUGCUUGAAUUUAUUUCUUAAAUCCCUAUUAACCUGAAAUGAUGUAUUGACAUUUUUCCAGACAAGACAGGAACUCGGACAUCUAGACAAGACAGGAACACAAACUAUUUUAUGUCACAGAAAUUUUUAGUUGGUAAAGUGUACACAUAAUUUUAGGAAAUAGUUCUCAGAUAUUUUUGAAAGUUGAAAUUUUAAAAAAUAAAGGUAUGUUAUUAGCAAAUAUAUUGUAGAAAGGGCUUUACAGGAGUUACUGUAUGUUGUGUUCAAGAAAUGGCUAUAUAGCACUGGAUAUGUUGUGGAAAGGGUGUAUGACGUAAAGCAAAGUAAAAUAAAUUCUAGCAAAGUAAAAUAAAUUCUACCAAUGCUAGGUGCUGUAUUUCCUGUUGAGUAGGAACCGUCAGUUAGGUGCACAUUGAUCUAGUUUUUGUCCCUUAGCUUUCAGUCAAAGAAUUUCUCAAUGCAAUCUUAUCAUCUUGGUCCUUGUAUUUUACAGAUUUUAAUUCCUCCAAUAUAAAUUGCUGUGAGUUGAUUGACUUUUAUAGGUGAUUCAGCUUUCACUUUUAUAGAAUCAAUGAAGUUUUGCUCUAGAAAGCAAUAUUGGAAAAAAAAUCUUAGUGAAUAUUGUUGUAUGUUACCAAUAUUGGGAAAAGUUUUGUUAUAUGAUGUAAAGUUUUUGGUCACUGAUGUACAUACAAUUCAAAAUGCUUAUUUCCCAUAGGAUUGAAGCAUCUGGUAACACAAGAUUUAAAUUUUAAAAAAAUACUGUGAAAUUUUUAUCUGGUUGAGAACAUAGACAAUACUGUUACAUAUGAGAACAUACAUUUACAAAUGUAUGUUGGACUCAACAGUAACAGCUCACCAAAAAAUUAUUUUUAUCCUUUUAAUUAAUUGAAAGAAUAAAACAUUUGUACAAAAUGUGUGUAACUAUUUUCAAAUAAUCUUUUAAAAAAGGUUAUUGCUAGUUUCAAGUUGAAUGACUGUCAAGUCUCUCACAACAGAAAUAUUUACUUAUAACAGGUAUGACAAGGGGGCUUAAUCUUGUUCAGUCUUGUGAUGCACUUGUCUCCUCCACAAUUAUUUUUGCCUUGAAUCUAUAACCAUUGUUUUGACACUAUGUUAAGAAGACUGUACAGAACAAUCUAAAUCUUUUUUUUUUGCAAUUGAAAAUAAAUGUCAGUGGAAGACAGAGAUGCAUUUCUUAAAUCAUUUGGGUAAAUAUUUGUGUGUGAUUAUUGAGGAAGGGGAGUCUUUCAGGGUACACUCACUACUUGACUUGAGUGUCCACUCACUACCGGUGCUUGACUUGAGUGCCCAUCACUACUUGACUUGAGUGCCCACUCACUACUUGACAUAUGUGCCCACUCACUGCUUGAACACUACACUGGAGGUUUUAUUAAUGCCAGAAUAGUAAGAGAUGAGACUGUGAUGACGGAAGCUAUAUUGUACAAUUUUGGGAGUUUCAUUGCGACCAGGUUUGUCAGUACAGAUGUAUACAAAAACUUCAAUAAAGUAUUCCAUAAAACCGCAAGAGAUUCUCACUUAGAUACAUCUCCUAUAAUACCAUACAACGUUUCAGCUAAGAUAUUUUUUUUUCAAUUUCAAAAAACAGUUAUUAUAAGGAAUAUUGAUAUUUUUAUGCAGGUAUUUAAUUUACUGAAC
Lymnaea stagnalis (great pond snail) is the source of this 19166-nucleotide messenger RNA. NCBI's taxonomy places the organism in Eukaryota, Metazoa, Mollusca, Gastropoda, Lymnaeidae. The record is from the annotation of a GenBank genome assembly.